AUGGUGGAAGAAGAGAAGGAGGAGGUGGUGGUGUUGGUGUUGGAAGCGACAACAACAAUGAUGGUAAUAGGGGCAAGAGUGAAGAAUGAGGAGGAGGAGGUGGCAAUGGUAACGGUAUUUGUCAUGGAAAAGAAAAGUGGCGGUGGCGGGGGUGGUGGAGGAGGAGUAGGUGGGGGUGGAAGUAGUGAUGGUUAUGGAGUAGAUCAAAGAAGAGGUAGGGGUUGGGGAGGAGGAAAUGGUGGAGGGGAUAACCAAAGAGGACAUUGUUGGCUAUGUGGAUAUGGUGGUCAUCCAAGAAGAUAA
This is a messenger RNA of Populus trichocarpa (black cottonwood), 303 nucleotides long. Its product is annotated as putative glycine-rich cell wall structural protein 1. Lineage: Eukaryota; Viridiplantae; Streptophyta; Magnoliopsida; Malpighiales; Salicaceae. The transcript is spliced from 2 exons. The coding region runs from base 1 to 303 and encodes 100 amino acids. The record is from RefSeq and is a predicted model, not a curated record.